AUGUCGAUGGCCGAUCAAGACGAGGCCACGGCGGCAGUCGUGGAGGGCCUCAAGCGCCUGUACCACACCAAGCUUAAGCCGCUCGAGCAGACGUACAUGUUCGGAUGGUUCCACUCUCCCCCCCUGACGGAUAGCGAGUUCGAGAGCAAGCCGCAGGUGCUCAUGUGCGGGCAGUACUCUACGGGAAAAACGUCGUUCAUCCGAUAUCUGCUCGGCCGCGACUUCCCGGGCCAGCGCAUCGGGCCAGAGCCUACUACCGACCGUUUCGUGGCGGUAAUGGACGGGUCCGACGAGAGAGUCGUUCCCGGGAACGCUCUGACGGUUUCGCCGAACCUUCCGUACCGGGGGCUGGACCGGUUCGGAGUGUCGUUCCUGAACAAGUUUGAGGCGAGCCAGCUGCCGUCUCCGGUGCUGAGGAACAUCACGAUUGUGGACACGCCGGGCGUGCUCUCGGGAGAGAAGCAGCGGGUGUCGCGCGGGUACGACUUCGUGAACGUGUGCCACUGGUUCGCGGAGAGGGCUGACCUCAUCCUGCUGCUGUUCGACGCGCACAAGCUGGACAUCAGCGACGAGUUCAAGGCGGUGAUCGAGCGGCUUAAGGGCCAGGAUGACAAGAUCAGAGUCAUACUAAACAAAGCCGAUCAGGUGGACCGGCAGAAGCUGAUGAGGGUGUACGGGGCGCUGAUGUGGUCGAUGGGGAAGAUCAUCCGCACACCGGAGGUUCUAAGGGUGUACGUGGGGUCCUUCUGGGACGAGCCGUUGAUGUACGACGACAACGCGGCCCUGUUCGACAUGGAGGAGAGAGAUCUCAUGAACGACCUCAGAGAGCUUCCCCGAAACUCGGCGGUCCGGAAGAUCAACGAGCUCGUCAAGCGGUGCCGGCUCGCAAAGGUGCACGCCUACAUCAUCGGCUACCUCCGAGCACAGAUGCCGUCGAUGAUGGGGAAGGAGAAGGUUCAGAAGCAGCUCACCGCCGACCUCGCGCAGGUGUUUCGCGCUGUCAUGAAACAGCACAACCUCGCGCCGGGAGACUUCCCGGAUCUCGAGCCAUUCCGGUCUAAGCUGGCAGACACCAACUUCACCAAGUUCCCCAAGCUCAAGGUCAAGAUGCUCGAGGAAUUAGAUGAGAUGCUGUCGGUGGAUAUCCCAAGACUGAUGGAGAUGCUGCCAAGAACGGUGGCGCCUACCAGAGCAGACGAACAGAUCAGGAAUUUUAUGCAGGAGAGUAACGACACCCCAACGCCGCCCAAGUACAACGCCCCGGGGGGCGCUUCAAGGGGAGGGGGAGGGGGAGGGGGGGGAGGGGGAGGAGGGUACUACGAGCAGGAGGGCGAUCAGCGAUGGGCAGGUGGGGCAAGCGGGGGUGGAAGCUACGGCGGCAGCCCCCCGGAGCCAACAGGGGUAGCGAAUCCCUUCAAGCCACCGCCACAGGACAGCAACCCGUUCGGGGACGAGCCCAGCGCGUCGGGGUGGGCCUUAGAGGUGGAAGCGGCGGAACUGAGGGGCCUGUUCGAGGAGUACGAACCGGUGGCGGGGAAGCUCAGUGCCGUCAACGCGAGAGCGCCCUUGGUGCAAUCUGGCCUCCCGAACGACACGCUACGCGUAAUUUGGGAUUUGUCCGACAUGGACAACGACGGGAUGCUUGACCUUGAGGAGUUCACGGUGGCGAUGCACCUGUGCGACCGGACGAAAGCGGGGGAACCGCUGCCGGAUGGUCUCCCACGCAACAUGGUCCCCCCCUCGAAGGCAUCCUUGAUGUUCUAGGCGACGCGCGUUGUUGGUACCUGUCUUCCUCUUCCGCGGGCAGUGUGGUCCGUGGCACACGUUCCGGUUGCCCCUGACGGAGGCGUUCUUGAUGUUGUUGUUCCUGGUCUACCCCUACAGUAUGUUGCUCUCCCACAGGCAGCGUCGUCCCGCGGCAGUUGUUUCCGUGGGAGUGUUUGUCGGUCACGUCAGGUUUUACGUCCAUAGUGCCAGGCGGGUUGUUUCCAGAACAACAGCAGGGUGGCGGUAGCACGCAGCCUCCCUACGAUCGCCCGGUAUCACCCCAAACGUUCAGCUGAGCAGGAUCUAUGCGAGGUGCACUUAUGUGGCUUUCCGUGGCGCUUGCGAAGCUGAAAUUUUCCACGAAACACGGGCGGAGCUUGAAAAUGGGAUGUGAUGGUUUGUCGUGCAGGCGUCGUUUCUCGUGCCGGGGUAUUUUCUUGGAAAUUUUCUGGUUUGGCCACGUACCUCUCCCACUUUUUGUGGUUCAAGAAUCUCCUCGUUUUUUUUUUUUGGAAACAGGAGUGGGUCCUUUCCGACAAGACCCAAGUGUUGGGAUCUAGCAGAGGUGUUGCUGCGCGACGGAUGCGACUUGUGUUAUGUGGCGACUUUGAACGUGGCUUGUGCGCCUGCCCCCCUGUGCGUAAGCGCCAUGUGAUCUCCCUUUGUCUGCAAGGACCGGGAGAGACAGUUUUGCGGUGUGGUCCCUUCCCUUACGUGGCGGGUUACUCGUCGCUUGAACCCAUAUUGGCCAAUCAAGACGAGAUGAGAAGCUGUACUAGGAACCUGACUUGGAUAGAAACCAAUUGAUAAAAACCGCGCACAAGUUUUGGACCACGUAUAGCGUUCUAUCUUUUCCUGGGGUCACGAUAUUCGGUUCGCGGAGCUACGGGGUGUUGCGGGGGAACAGGUUCCGGUUCGUGACGACCCCGUACAGUUUGGCGCAAAAAGACCAGCGUGUAUUUUUUUCGCUACCCGCGCUGGGCGGUCUUGUUGGUUGGACCUAUCUGUACCUGUAUUUUUAUCCCUCUACGUGUAAUGCUGCACAGCAUUAUUGGGCAUGUAGGCGGUGUAUGUCACUUUAGCCUUCUGUUGUGGUAGUAGUUAUAUUGGGGAGGAUGGAUGUUGGUCGCCGUUUCGAAACCCUCCCCCCCGGCUCUCGCGCGCGGCGCGAGUCGUCUUUGUUUUGAUUCCUGGGGGUCGAAUGGUGGCUCAAUUUAAGACUGUCGUCCUCAUU
Molecule: messenger RNA, 3001 nt
Organism: Ectocarpus siliculosus
Lineage: Eukaryota; Phaeophyceae; Ectocarpales; Ectocarpaceae
Source: the annotation of a GenBank genome assembly